AGCUUGACCAUCCCCAGGAUAGCGACAUCUCUCGUCGACGAAGUCGAGCGGCCGCCCAGCGCAUUUCUCUGCCUCUUCCCCUGCACCACCGCCGCUUCCGCCAAAACGCUCGCUGGGAGAACAGAGCUUCAACGCGCGCGGCGGUUAAAGGGAUGCCGGAGGCUGCCAUCGGAGGAAGAAGAGGAGGAGGGAUAAUGCUCCGCCGGCGGGGCAGCAAAGCCAAGCGGAGAAAGCGUAAGGAGUUGUUCGUCGUCCAGAUGCUCUUUGCGGGGACGCUGCUGGUGUUCGUCGUAGGACUCCAGACUGUGGCACAGACAGCAGGAUCUCAUGUUUCCAGCUCUGUAGCCAUGGAAGCGAGGUGGUGGCAUCGUCACCUGCUACAAGACGUUUACGACAAUGAGUCCAAGAUUUACUCUGACCUAGAGACAAACUGCACAAAGCCAGCAAUCCACGAGUUCCCCACGGAUUACUUCACCAAUCAGGAGCGGAGUGAAGGAGCUGUAGGUCUGCACGUCCUCUGCGCAGUCUAUAUGUUCUACGCCCUGGCUUUGGUUUGUGACGACUAUUUUGUUCCCUCACUAGAAAUGAUAUGCGAGCAUCUACAUCUGAGCGAGGAUGUUGCCGGGGCAACCUUUAUGGCAGCAGGCAGUUCAGCUCCCGAACUGUUCACUUCUGUCAUUGGAGUGUUCAUCACAAAGGGGGAUGUUGGCAUCGGGACCAUCGUGGGCUCAGCUGUGUUUAACAUCCUCUGUAUCAUUGGGGUGUGUGGAAUAUUUGCUGUACAGACAAUCCAUCUCUCCUGUUGGCCUCUGCUCAGAGACUCUGUGUAUUAUACCCUGUCCAUCUCUGCCCUCAUAGUGUUCAUAUAUGAUGAAAAGGUGGUUUGGUGGGAAGCGCUCACAUUAAUUCUGAUGUAUUUCGUUUACAUUCUGAUUAUGAAGUUAAAUUCCCAUGUUGUUCAUUUUCUGGAGCAACGGAAGAAGAGCUCUUGCAGUUUGAAAAAGGGAGCAGCCAGUAACAUAGAGUUAGAUGAUGGCUGUGAUGCUACAGCGGUUUUGCUGAAGAGAGCGACCCAUGACAGGAAGCCCUCGGUGCUGAUGGUGGAUGAGCUCCUGUUGGCCUACCCCCACCAGCUCUCCUUCUCUGAGGCUGGCCUAAGAAUCAUGAUCACCAGCCAUUUCUCCCCCAGAACCCGCCUCACCAUGGCCUCUAGAAUGCUCAUCAACGAGAGGCAGCGUUUCGUCAGCACUCAGUCUUUGCCCAACGGGGACUCAGAUGUUCCAGUGAAGUGUGAAAGCAGAUGGGGCAUAGAAAACGGGCUGUCUGCAGCAGAGCGGGGUGUCACUGUCCAACAAAGCGACCGAGAGGCUGACGAGACAGAAAAUGAAGACAAUGACAACAAUGAGAACGACGAAGAGGAGGAAGAGGAGAAUGGACAUGGACUCUUUGUACCUUUCCAAUGCCCAGCAGGUGCAUGUAACAAACUGAAGUGGCUGCUUGCUUGGCCACUGUGCCUGCUGUUGUACUUCACGGUCCCCAACUGCACCACACCUCGCUGGGAGAACUGGUUUAUGCUGUCAUUUGUCUUCUCCACCCUGUGGAUUGCUGCCUUCUCCUACGUCAUGGUCUGGAUGGUAACAGUGAUCGGAUUCACACUCGGCAUCCCAGACGUCAUCAUGGGCAUCACCUUCCUGGCAGCUGGCACCAGUGUUCCUGACUGCAUGGCCAGCCUGAUUGUGGCACGACAGGGGAUGGGAGACAUGGCAGUGUCCAACUCUAUCGGCAGUAAUGUGUUUGACAUCUUGGUGGGACUCGGCCUCCCCUGGGCCUUGAAAACGCUGGCUAUUAACUACAGGUCCGAUAUUAAGCUAAACAGCAAAGGCCUGAUCUUCUCUGUGGGGCUUCUGUUAGCGUCCGUAUUCAUGACAGUGCUAGGAGUCCACCUCAACAAAUGGACACUGGACAAACACCUGGGUUUCAUGUGUCUCCUCCUCUAUUCCGUCUUCCUUUGUUUCUCCUGCCUCAUUGAGUACAACAUCUUCACUUUUGUUAACUUGCCAACUUGUCAGAAUGACUGAUCUGCAAACACACACAUGCACACACGCACACACACACACACAAACACACACACACACACACACACACACACACACACACACACACACGCACACUAGAAGUUGUGUUUGCCAGAAAAGUGGAAGAAGUGAAUAUAUGGUGGAGUUCAACGCUAAGUAAAAGCAAUUUAUCACAGGUCUAAUUCACACAGUUUUUCUGAAUAAAUUCCACUCAGUUGAGUUCUUUAGAUUCUUCUAUGAGUGCAAUAUUUAGCAGCUCUGUUUAGUCAUAACUACAAUAUUGAAUUGAUUUUAGGAGUUAGUACUUGCCUUCACACAUGAAGGACUGAGUACAGCCUGCUCAUUGCUCACUUCCGAUGUGUGACGAAUAUUCAUCUUGUAUUUAGGUGUGAUCAAUAUUUUCUAGCUGCUAACCUUUCCGAACGGGAAGGUUGGUCAUUGAGAAUAAUAAUAAUAACAUUAAAAGCAAUUCUGUAAAUACUUGGGAAGGGGUAGCAAAGUGCUGUGUUGGUGCGAACAACAAAGACUUGUCUAGUUGUUUUCACAAAGCCGACUUAAUUGGCUUUGGACAUCUCGGUUAUGCAAGUGAGCACAGUUUACACCAUGACCCUGGGACUACUUCUACUGCCACUGUGUGCAUUUCUAUUUCUUCUUCUAUUUUAAAAUGUGUUUGUUUGUUGAUGAGAACAUUUAUAUACUGUAAAUGCAUAUACAAGUGAUUGUCUCCUGGGCAUUAUCAAUGUUUUUCAUGAACAGCGUUCCUACUGUAGCGCACAGUGUUUCCUACUCAUUCAGUUCAUGACAUUUCUUCUAUAAAGGUAACAAAUACACUUCAGAUGGUGUUAUUCAUGGACACCAAAGCGCUGUUCAUAUUCUGAAGUACAAACUCUUCCAAAGGCACAUGUGGUGAAGUGUACUGACAGAAGCAGCUGAAACAAAUAUGGUGAGACUGUUACUGCUAUGCUGAUUAUAAGGACAGUUACCUUAUGAAAUGAAGCAGGUUGGAAUUAAACAUGUCAUCAAAUGCUUUAUUUUCGGGAUCAGAGUGAUUGUUGUGGAUGUGUGUCAUAGUCAGAACAGUCCAAGACACUAACCAAAUACUCCUAGUGGCCAAUCUCUGUAUGGAUGGAACGCUUAACCAAGACUUGUCCAGCUACUGUAGGUUUGUGGUCUACCUGUUAGGAAGAAAUGUUGAAUUUAAAUUCUGUGAUUUUAUAAAACAUUGACUCUUUUGUUAAUUGUUUGUAUCUGUGCUCCUAGCUGAUGCCCGUGUGUACCAGUAGCCAAAAAGCUAUUUUUGUAGAUAGAGACUAUUACUUUGUAGGAAUAUUUAUCUAGAAAAAGCACUUAGUAUAUAAAUCAACUCAUAUGAUCCAUUUAGUUCAUACAUUUUGUGCUGCUAUGUCCAUACCAUGUUUUUUAAACGAGAUAUGUUGUUGAUGUACAUAUGUAUAUAACUGUGUAAAUGUGUUAUAUUUUUGUCUGAAUCUGUAUAUCUCAUAUGUGUUGAAUAUAUUUUCAUAGAUUCCAGGUUCCUUGUGAUCCGCAUUGUUUUGAUGAAGCCGUUGUUUUUGAAAACUUGCAUGGAAAUGUUUCAAUAUUGUAAAUUAUUCUGAUCAGUGUUAAUAUGCUUUGGGGAAAUAGUUUUAUGUGGCGUUAUCUACUUAGAUAUCUACUGCAUGUUGCAUUUACUUUACAAUAUCAAAAGUUAAGGUGUUUGCAGUUGAUGUUUCUUUAUGAGCGUUGCCUCCUAUCACACAAGACCUUUUUCAACAAAAUCUUUACUUUGUGUUCAGAUGUUUCUAAUUUAAUUUUACAUAUAAUUUAGCUUAGCAUUAAUAAAGUUCUUCCUUCUUAAGGUCGA
Molecule: messenger RNA, 3939 nt
Organism: Betta splendens (Siamese fighting fish)
Lineage: Eukaryota; Metazoa; Chordata; Actinopteri; Anabantiformes; Osphronemidae
Product: sodium/potassium/calcium exchanger 3-like
Exons: 17
Coding region: 153-2078 (641 amino acids)
Biological process (GO): calcium ion transmembrane transport; intracellular calcium ion homeostasis
Cellular component (GO): membrane
Molecular function (GO): calcium, potassium:sodium antiporter activity; calcium channel activity
Source: RefSeq, a predicted model, not a curated record